Messenger RNA from Centropristis striata (black sea bass), 705 nucleotides. RefSeq names its product ladderlectin-like. Bases 220 to 705 code for a protein of 161 amino acids. Gene Ontology annotation, molecular function: signaling receptor activity. Lineage: Eukaryota; Metazoa; Chordata; Actinopteri; Perciformes; Serranidae. The transcript has 6 exons. The record is from RefSeq and is a predicted model, not a curated record.
UAAUCUGAUGACCAUUUAUAGAUGUUAAUUACAGCAUAGGUGGAAUAAGGUGAUGUACUGUAAUCAUAUUUUAUGACUGGAGGAAAGAUAAUUCACUGUAUAUAAGAGCUGGUCUCUGUCGUCUUCAGCAUCCUCACUCAGACCGACACUGAGAAGGAAGAAGAGAAGAUAAUCCUCCAGCAGGUUAUUAUCAACUGAGACGUCUGCAUCAUCUCCAUCAUGAAGACUCUGACUGUGACUGCACUUCUCUGUGCCGUGAUGGCGCUGACCACCGCUGCUAGAGAGCAUCAAGUCGUUGAGAGGUCAACAUGUUGUCCUGAUGGUUGGAGAAAGAUCAAUGGUCGCUGUUUCCUCUACGUCCCACGAGCCCAGAGCUGGGCUCACGCUGAGAGAAACUGCCAGUCCAUGGGUGCAAACCUUGCAUCUAUACAUCAAGCUUUGGAGCAGGAUGAGAUUAAAAGGAUGAUCCAAGAUGUAACUCAUGGACAUCCAGAGACAUGGAUUGGAGGCUCUGAUGCUGAAGAGGAGGGCUUCUGGCUCUGGAGUGAUGGUACCCCUUUCAGAUUUUCCUACUGGUGCAGCAGAGAGCCGAAUAACUCCCAGGGACAGCAGCACUGUUUACAGAUACAUUAUGGAGACAAUAAAUGCUGGGAUGACAAAGAGUGUUCUGACAACCUCCCGUCUGUCUGUGCCAAGAACAUCUGA